Messenger RNA from Nematostella vectensis (starlet sea anemone), 3482 nucleotides. Its product is annotated as UDP-galactose transporter senju. NCBI's taxonomy places the organism in Eukaryota, Metazoa, Cnidaria, Anthozoa, Actiniaria, Edwardsiidae. Gene Ontology annotation, biological process: pyrimidine nucleotide-sugar transmembrane transport. Bases 204 to 1367 code for a protein of 387 amino acids. The transcript has 6 exons. Gene Ontology annotation, molecular function: UDP-galactose transmembrane transporter activity. Gene Ontology annotation, cellular component: Golgi membrane. The record is from RefSeq and is a predicted model, not a curated record.
AAUACCCCCUAUAGGUUGUGUAAAUUCAGCUGAAUUUUACGCAUUCUUUACUGCUUGCUCUUUGGAGGCGGCAUUUUAAAAUUUUGCCUCUUGGCCGCCGAAGGCACGAGUGGUAAUCGAGCGUUCAUAAGUACACAAGCCACGAGUACAACAUAACACACGAGUUUCGAGGUGUGGGAGCGAUCUCACAAAUUCUCCUCAAUAUGUCGUCUUACUUGAGCGCUGUGUCCGUUUCUAACUUGAAGAACCUCUUCCCUACAAAAACACACUUCUUUAUAUUUAUAGGAUACAUGGCUCUUUUUAUAAAUCAAGGAAUACUCGUCACUGCUACAAAAGACAAGAACAAUCGCUAUCAUUACAAUACUACCACUGUUGUGUUAUUCACGGAAGUUGUCAAGCUAUUUGCGGCCUGUUUUCUGCAAUUACAAGAGUCGACCCCCCGUGAGUUUCUCACGCACAUCAAAGACAAUAUCAAAGUGUUGGGCCUGUAUCUGAUUCCUGCCUUCUUGUAUUGCCUGUACAACAACUUGGCAUUUGUGAAUCUGGGUGCUUAUGACCCAACUACUUACUACUUGCUGCUGCAGUUCCGUGUUGUUGUGACAGGGGUGAUUUUCCAGUGUCUGUUCAGCAAGCAAUUGAGUCGUAUUCAGUGGGUCUCCCUACUUCUUCUCACUGCUGGAUGUAUCGUCAAGCAACUCAACUUUAACACCAUGUCCUCUGGCCUCUCCCUAAAGCUAGACUACAAUCUAGUGCUCAUCCUUGUUCAAGUCUUCUGCUCAUGCUUUGCCGGGGUCUACAACGAGUACCUCCUAAAGGGGCGCAGUGGCGACGCCCCUAUCAUGGUGCAGAAUGUCUUUAUGUAUGUUGAUUCCAUACUGUGUAACAUCCUAGUCCUCGUCUAUGGCGGGUCACUACAGGAAGCCUUCACCAAAGAGAGCCUGCUGUCUAUCAUGCAGUUCAAAGUGCUUGGGAUCAUAGCCAACAACGCAGGGAUCGGAAUCGUCACCUCUCUGUUCCUCAAACGCCUGAAUUCCAUUCUCAAGACAUUUGCAAGUGCCCUAGAGCUUAUGUUUACCGCAGUGUUAGCCUGGAUUAUUUUCGGCAUCCCAAUCAACAUCCUGACAUUCGUUGCAAUCGUCAUAGUCUCCUAUGCCACUAUAUUGUACUCUCAGAACCCUGUAGACAACACAAAGCCAGAGCCGGCUGCUGAGAAGUUGGCCAAAGAUGCAGUUUUUAUUUUCAAUGUCAGAAAGCACGAAUCCAGAGGCUACAGAGAAAGUGUGAUGGGUAGAACCACUUGGGCCGAUGCGACGUACUCAUCUUUUUACAUGAAGCACUACAGGAUGCAACAGAUAUUUAGAUUAUAACAAACAGACAAAUGACAGAUUAUAACCUAUCUAUAAACUUGUAUGGCCUUAUAUCCAUAGAGACUUUUUGGGGCAAGGGUAGGAGUUUGUAGAGAAAAACCGCAGGUCUUUUGUCUCAUCCUCCAAUUUCAUGCAGGACACCGCUUACUCAAACUCGGAUAGCUGGAAUUAUCCCUGAUAAUUACCCUACCCCGGGUGUUACGAACAGGGCCGUAGCAGGAUAAUUACCUUACCAGGGUGUUACGAGCAGGGCCGUAGCAGGAUAAUUACCUUACCCCGGGUGUUACGAACAGGGCCGUAGCAGGAUCAUUACCUUACCCCCGGUGUUACGAACAGGGCCGUAGCAGGAUAAUUUCCUUACCCCGGGUGUUACGAACAAGGCCGUAGCAGUAUUAUUACCUUACCUCGGGUGUUACGAACAGGGCCGUAGCAGGAUAAUUAUCUUACCCCGGGUGUUACGAACAGGGCCGUAGCAGGAUAAUUACCUUACCCCGGGUGUUACGAACAGGGCCGUAGCAGGAUAAUUACCUUACCCGGGUGUUACGAGCAGGGCCGUAGCAGGAUAAUUACCUUACCCCGGGUGUAACGAACAGGGCCGUAACAGGAUCAUUACCUUACCCCCGGUGUUACGAACAGGGCCGUAGCAGGAUAAUUUCCUUACCCCGGGUGUUACGAACAAGGCCGUAGCAGUAUAAUUACCUUACCUCUGGUGUUACGAACAGGGGGUUUAGCAGGAUAAUUAUCUUACCCCGGGUGUUACGAACAGGGCCGUAGCAGGAUAAUUACCUUACCCCGGGUGUUACGAACAGGGCCGUAGCAGGAUAAUUUCCUUACCCCGGGUGUUACGAACAAGGCCGUAGCAGGAUAAUUACCUUACCCCGGGUGUUACGAACAGGGCCGUAGCAGUAUAAUUACCUUACCCCGGGUGUUACGAACAGGGCCGUAGCAGGAUAAUUACCUUACCCCGGGUGUUACGAACAGGGCCGUAGCAGGAUAAUUUCCUUACCCCGGGUGUUACGAACAGGGCCGUAGCAGGAUAAUUACCUUACCCCGGGUGUUACGAACAGGGCCGUAGCAGGAUAAUUACCUUACCCCCGGUGUUACGAACAUGGCCGUAGCAGGAUAAUUUCCUUACCCUGGGUGUUACGAACAGGGCCGUAGCAGGAUAAUUACCUUACCCCGGGUGUUACUAACAGGACCGUAGCAGGAUAAUUACCUUACCCCGGGUGUUACGAACAGGACCGUAGCAGGAUAAUUACCUUACCCCGGGUGUUACGAACAGGACCGUAGCAGGAUAAUUACCUUACCCCGGGUGUUACGAACAGGGCCGUAGCAGGAUAAUUUCCUUACCCCGGGUGUUACGAACAGGGCCGUAGCAGGAUAAUUACCUUACCCCGGGUGUUACGAACAGGGCCGUAGCAGUAUAAUUACCUUACCUCUGGUGUUACGAACAGGGGGUUUAGCAGGAUAAUUAUCUUACCCCGGGUGUUACGAACAGGGCCGAAGCAGUAUAAUUACCUUACCUCGGGUGUUACGAACAGGGCCGUAGCAGGAUAAUUACCUUACCCCGGGUGUUACGAAUAGGGCCGUAGCAGGAUAAUUACCUUACCCCCGGUGUUACGAACAGGGCCGUAGCAGGAUAAUUUCCUAACCCCGGGUGUUACGAACAGGGCCGUAGCAGGAUAAUUACCUUACCCCGGGUGUUACGAACUGGGCCUUAGCAGGAUAAUUACCUUACCCCGGGUGUUACGAACAGGGCCGUAGCAGGAUAAUUACCUUACCCCGGGUGUUACGAACAGGGCCGUAGCAGGAUAAUUUCCUUACCCCGGGUGUUACGAACAGGGCCGUAGCAGGAUAAUUACCUUACCCCGGGUGUUACGAACAGGGCCGUAGCAGGAUAAUUACCUUACCCCGGGUAAGGGCCGUAGCAGGGGUUGGGGAUUGUGAGGCAAGUAACCUCCCCACCCCGCCUUUCCUUCAAAUGUGCCAUCGAAACUGCCUGCUUCAGCUCUGACCUAAUUUGAAUAAGGUAAUAAUCUUAAAAGGUCAUAUAAGGUUAUUUAUUAUAAGAGAAAUGUAAUUUUCUUUACGUGCCUACAUUGAGUUUUGAAACCC